Messenger RNA from Prosopis cineraria, 2928 nucleotides. Its product is annotated as BEL1-like homeodomain protein 1. Gene Ontology annotation, molecular function: DNA-binding transcription factor activity, RNA polymerase II-specific; RNA polymerase II cis-regulatory region sequence-specific DNA binding. Bases 460 to 2592 code for a protein of 710 amino acids. Gene Ontology annotation, biological process: regulation of transcription by RNA polymerase II. Lineage: Eukaryota; Viridiplantae; Streptophyta; Magnoliopsida; Fabales; Fabaceae. The transcript has 4 exons. The record is from RefSeq and is a predicted model, not a curated record.
ACUAAAUAAGAAGGAACAGGAGAUAGAAAAUGGACCACAUGCACUCGGAUAUACAUGGGAGUCAGAGGUUAUUUCAAAAGAAUUAAAUGACAGAGGAGGGGCAUAGACAGCAAGCUGUAUACCCUCAUCCGCCAUCGCUUCUUCUCUCGUGCGUCUCCUCCUUUAUCCAUUAUUGGCCUCCGUACGGACGCUCCUGAGCUCCUUUCUGCAUCCAUCCAUCCCUUUCAUCAUUCUCUUCCUAAUUCUCUUCUCUUCAUUUCUCCUAGCUUCCUGGCUUUUUGUGUCCCUCGCUAUUUCCCAAUUCCCUUCCCUUUCAGCUUCACAUGGGCUGAUUAAGCUCUCCGCAGACAAACACGCAAAAGCAACUUGAUUUGUCGUCGUCUAGCUUGCGUAGACGUUUGAGAAGACUGAUUAUAAUAUACUCAACAUCUUUUUCUUUGUGGGAAUUGAUAGUGAGAUAUGGGGACGUUCUUUCAUGGAGGCAGUUCAGAAAUCCAACCCUCUGGUGCUCCUGCCGCCGCCGGAGACGGCUUCCACACCCUUUACCUUCUCAACCCCGCCACCGCCGGCCCCUACGUUCCCUACUCCGGUUCGAACCCCCAUCCUCAAUCGACGGCCGGCGUGCUUCUUCUCAAUCCCGGCUCUCCCCCAAACGCCCUCAACCUCGCCGCCCUCCCCAACGCGCCGCCUCCUUCAUCCUCCGACCACGAUCCCUCCCGACCUUCCUUUCUUGGACACGAAAUCUCCUCCUUCCACGGCUUCACCGCCCCGGCUGCUCCUCCUCGGGUCCACUACAACCUCUGGGGCUCCAUGAUUGAUCCCCACCCGACAUCAGCCGUGGCAACAGCGUCUAGCAGUUCCGGUGGGGUUCAGUCCGCCUCCGCCGCCCUAGACGCGUCGCCCCAUUUGAGUUUCAGGAGGCCUUCUCAGCAGGGUCUGUCCCUCAGCCUUUCGUCUCAACAAACAGCUUAUAGGUCGCUUUCCGGCGAGCUUGACGUUCCCGGACACCCUCAUCAUGCUGCUGCCAUAUCGACCUCGAACUGUGAUGAUGUGCGGAUUCUGGUUCCGAGUAAUCAUGUUUCUUCAAAUGGAAUUUCUAGCGUGCAGAGUUUUGUUUUGGGAUCCAAGUAUUUGAAAGCAGCUCAGGAGGUUUUGGAUGAGGUUGUCAAUGUGGGUAAGGGAAUCAACCAAGAGGUGGCUGUGAAAGAGAAGACGGAACCAAAUAAACAAUCAACAUCUGGUGGGCAUCGUGACGGUUCAAGUGGUGGUGAUGGAGGAGGAGGAGAAAAUAGUGAAAAUGGGAAGCAAGGAAGUGAGCUCGGUGCGGCACAGAGACAAGAACUUCAGAUGAAGAAGUCCAAGCUUGUCGCCAUACUUGAUGAGGUGGAACAGAGGUACAGACAGUAUCACCACCAAAUGCAGAUAGUGAUAGCGUCAUUCGAGCAGGCAGCGGGAUAUGGUGCAGCAAAAACAUACACGUCCCUUGCCUUAAAGACCAUCUCAAAGCAGUUUCGAUGUCUCAGAGACGCAAUCGCUUCACAAAUAAGAGCAACAAGCAAGACCUUGGGUGAGGAUGAUUGCUUGGGAGCUAAGGUAGAAGGUUCGAGGCUGAGGUUCGUGGACCACCAUCUUCGGCAGCAACGGGCUUUGCAGCAGCUGGGAAUGAUCCAGCACAACGCUUGGAGACCCCAACGAGGCUUACCUGAACGAGCUGUCUCCAUUCUUCGUGCUUGGCUCUUCGAGCAUUUUCUUCACCCCUACCCCAAGGACUCCGAUAAAGUUAUGCUCGCAAAACAAACUGGACUUACUCGUAGCCAGGUGUCAAACUGGUUCAUAAAUGCAAGAGUUCGGCUAUGGAAACCAAUGGUGGAAGAAAUGUACGUGGAAGAAAUGAAAGAUCAGCAAGAAGGGAAUAAGGAGGUGGGGUCAAGCCGUAAGGAUUCACAGCCACAAGAAUCAGGUGGGUUUCGGCUUGAACAUCAGAUGAGACGCUUCCAAUCAAAUCCAGAUCAAAGCUUCAAUAAACAAAUAACUACCCAAACCAACACCUCAAAUUCCUCAAUCUACCUUCAACCACAUUCUUCAGGAUUCCCAGUAGCUGCAGGGUCGUCGUCUCAUCAUCAUGACAAGAUGCAAAUAAGAAGCCCCAAAAAGCCAAGAAGUUCAGAAGUGAUGAACAACUCUCCAAGCAGUAUCCUGUCGGUGGACAUGGAAAUGAAGCCUGGAGACACAGACAGAUCAGAAGGCACCGCAAAGUUUGGCAUGGAAAGGCACCCGUUGAUAAGUAAUGGGAAUGGAGGAGGAUAUGGAGGGUUCACCAUGGAAGACAUGGGAAGGUACAGUGUGGCUGACCACCUGGCUCCGAGGUUCCACGGAAAUGGAGUGUCUCUCACUCUUGGACUUCCUCACAGUACUGACAAUCUUCCCCACCAUGGAUUUCUGUCGCACAAUAUGAAUUUGACAGCUGAAGGAACCGACUUCUGUGCAAUCAAUGCUCCACAACCUCAUUCCAACACCAAUUAUGACAAUAUGGAUCCCAUUCAGAGCAGAAAGAGGUUUGCUGCCCAGUUAUUGCCAGAUUUUGUGGCCUGAUGACCGUUCGUGGCAGGCUAGCUAGGACGCGUCCACGACUGAUUUCACUUAGCUUCCGUGUGUGUUCUUUCCACACUGACUUAGCACAACACUCGGCUAGCACACCCGCGCGUUGAUCCUUUACUAUCCCUUUUGUUAUUUUCGUUCGCUAAUAUUAUAAGUUGUAGCCAGCCAAUAUAUUGCCAAGCAGCUUAUAGAAUUUAUAUAGUUGGGGAGGGGAUAAUAUUUUAUAUGCAUGGUAUAUAUAGAAGCAUUAAUAAUUAGUUUGUAAAAAAUUAGGGUAUUUUUUCUGUUAUUUUUGUUUGAAAUUUGAAGGGUUUUGCGCUUGCAUGUUAA